AUGCCCCCUCAGCCGGGUGUUUUCUCCCUUCCCUAUCCAACUGCAGUCCAUAAGACCCGCGCAUCAGCCAAUGCAGAUGUUGUAGACAUGGCGGCUGCAUAUCAUUCACAGCCCACAGCAGGUCCAAGCAGGAACCACGGUUCUCAGGCUGAGGAUCCCAAGAGAGAGAAAAGAAGGAGAGAGAUGGUGGGCAGGCUUACGAAGGAGAUGGGCGACCGCCGCGAUGACGCCGGAAGGCACUAUGCCGAGACGAUAUCAGACCUACACAGCACGUCUAUACAGCUUUCUACGCGACCGGAGACAUCCCCAGCGUACAAUCUACGACUGUAUCCGGUUUCGUUAGAACGUUCUGCGCUGCUCGCGUCAUUAGUGAGGCAGGAGAAGCAUGCACUGGAGAUCGUGCGGACGGCAUACGAAGAUGAGCGAGAGAAGGUGGAAGAGGACUGGAAGAAAGGUCGGGAUAACAUUCGGCAGCGGCUGCUGGAAGGGAUUGAGGAGCGCAGACGACGUGCGCGGGAAGAGAAAGAGGGAGAGGGGGCAGUGACAGAGACGGGAGGACUAGACUCCCAGUCGCGCACGCACAACACGCGAAAACUACGUAACAAACUUGCUGGCACGUCGCCACCACCAACACCACUUUCAGGCAGCGCCCCGGGGGCCUUCACGAACGGUGUCAUUUCCUCGAUUGCCUCGGGCCCGAUCACAGCCGGCCCGUUCCUCAAUCCACACUCUCUGCACGUUGACGAGCUCCCUUCACCAUUUCCACUUCCGUUGACCUCCACACAUGCUAACCAUAACGCUAGCUACGGUUACGGCGGAAGUGGUGCGGGCGCAGGGAACAGUCGGAGACGGGCGAAGGGAGGCGGGAGAGAGGCACAGACAGUGGGCGGCCUAGGGAAGAGCUUGCUGCUCCUUACUACCAUCAAGGACCAGGAAGUCGAACAGGAUCUCAUCGAGAUUAGACGAGGUAAUAAGCGGAGACGAGUAGCGGCCGCGACUAUGUCAGGGAAGGGAUAG
Molecule: messenger RNA, 1017 nt
Organism: Fibroporia radiculosa
Lineage: Eukaryota; Fungi; Basidiomycota; Agaricomycetes; Polyporales; Fibroporiaceae
Exons: 4
Coding region: 1-1017 (338 amino acids)
Source: RefSeq, a predicted model, not a curated record